AUGACCUCAAACAUAUCAGAAUCACUGAACGCCGCAAAUCUAGCAGCAAGGGAGCUGCCAAUUACAACACUGCUAGAAUGCUUGAGAGCAUUGGUACAAAAAUGGACACAUACUAAUAGGAAAAAAGCACACAACAUCUUUACUAAGCUGGCACCACCUGGAGAAGACAUACUGCUGAAAAAUUACACAUACUCAUUGAACCUGGAGGUUAAAGCAACAACAGAUUACUUGUUUGAGGUAACAAGAAUGAAAGAAUCGUCGGAAGUAGACCUCAAAGAAAGAACAUGCACGUGCAACAUGUUCAAAAUAGAUGAAAUGCCCUACGGACACGCCAUGGCUGUGAUGAGGGAGAUGAACAUGGACCCAUAUAACUACUGGACAGUGUACCCAAUAGGAAACCAAAGUGAGUGGGAAGUACCGGAAGAAGUGAAAGACAUUAUAGUCUUGCCUCCGCAUGAAAGGGUUAAAUCUGGAAGAUCAAAAACAUUAAGAAGGAAAGCUGGAUGGGAAAAUGAUCAACACAAAAAGUGCAGCAAAUGUGGGGAGCUGGGGCAUAACAAGAGAACAUGCAGCAGAAGGCGUAGAAGGGAAUAA
This is a messenger RNA of Cannabis sativa, 594 nucleotides long. RefSeq lists its product as uncharacterized. Bases 1 to 594 code for a protein of 197 amino acids. Gene Ontology annotation, molecular function: nucleic acid binding; zinc ion binding. The transcript has 3 exons. The record is from RefSeq and is a predicted model, not a curated record. Lineage: Eukaryota; Viridiplantae; Streptophyta; Magnoliopsida; Rosales; Cannabaceae.